Molecule: messenger RNA, 6612 nt
Organism: Chelonus insularis
Lineage: Eukaryota; Metazoa; Arthropoda; Insecta; Hymenoptera; Braconidae
Gene: MESR4
Product: misexpression suppressor of ras 4
Exons: 2
Coding region: 253-5589 (1778 amino acids)
Biological process (GO): regulation of transcription by RNA polymerase II
Molecular function (GO): RNA polymerase II cis-regulatory region sequence-specific DNA binding; DNA-binding transcription factor activity
Source: RefSeq, a predicted model, not a curated record
UUAGUGGUCCCUAGUUUUCGAUCUCGUUUGUCAUACCGUGGGGAUAUGACGCCAUUUUACUAACCUUUUCGGCGCGGGUUGCAUCGAAACAGUCUGAGAAACUUGGAGUGCACUUUUGAUAAAUUGGAGGAUUGCCGGAAAUAAAUUAUUUAGUUUCACAGUGAUAAUAAAAAUUAUUGUCGUUAUUCGUAGAAUAUUGUUUCGUGAUCAUUUAUUAUUCGAGAUAAAGCCAUCGUCGCUAUCGGAACUAUUAUGGAAGAUGAGGAUGGAGAAGGUUCGAACAUUAAUUCCUGGUCUAUUCCUGACCAAUCGCCAUACAAAGAUAGUUCAUAUAUUGGUGAGACAUUGAAAAAAGCAACCAAUAUGAACGACUAUAUCGACGGUAUCGAAGAAAAUAAACAAGAAACAUCGGAAGACAGACUAUCUAAUUUAAAGGUUAUAUUUAAAGGUUUUAAAAAACGAAUUCUUGCCCAGACACAAGAAAAUCAAAUGCCUGAGCAAAUUAUGCAGGAAUCAUAUCCAAUGACGACAUUAAAAGCUUCUAAAGAUAAAAGUAUUGAAGGAAAACGUGGUAAAAUAACUGAAUAUGCACAGUAUCUUGGAUUACAACCUGCUGGCAAGUAUAAGUGCCCAACGUGCCAUCCAACAGUGUCAUUUCGGUCGCCAUCAAUGUUGAAACAACAUCAGUGUGUUUGUUUAGGUGCAGCUAACCCUAAUUCUAAUACACCACCAGGGCCUUCUGAUCAAAAUUCAACUAAUAUAUCUUCUCCUAAUACGAAUAAUUUCCAUAUUACAAGAAAAGUUUACCUUUGUUCAGCUUGUGGAACGUAUUUUGAAAAUUGGAAUCUCUUUUUACAUAUGAGAGAAAUUCAUAAACGUCACAUUUGUCUUUUUUGUCUUGGAAUGUUUGGCCAAGCUGAAAGAUUGUCUUAUCAUCUCUCAAAAAAACACAGUGUUCCAGAAACAUGUUAUACUUCAAUAGAAGAUUUUUAUACAGUUUUCAAAGACUCUUGUUAUCUUAUUUGUUGCACGUGUGAAAAAGUUUUCUCAGAGACUGAUAAUUUCUCCAAUCAUAAUUGUAAUUCACCAAAUACACGAACAUCUGAAAUUUGUUCAGUAUGUAGACAAACUGGAACACAUUUGUCAUCAUGUAGUUUAAAUUCAUCAUUAGAGCAACAAAAUACAAUUGAAAGGAUACAUACUAGUGAUUCUGAAAGAACUUUACUUCCAAAUCCAGCAAAUGCUGUUGCGAAAAAAUUACUCAAUGCCGGAAAAGCUAAACUUAAGCAUAAUGAAAAAAUACUUUUAUCAUCGUAUCAAAGAAAAUUUUCUAAUUUAUAUGAAAGAAAAGCACAUUUCAAAAUUAGUCAUCCUUCAGUUGAUAGAGAUGAUGAAAUAGAGUCAAGAAGGCGAUCUUCAAAGGAUAAAAUUACAGAAAAUGUAAUACAAACAUCUAAAUAUGGAGUUAAAGUCGAAGAAAGUAGACUAAUACUUUCAGAAAAUCUUAAAGAUCGACAAAGUGUAAAAUCACCACUUUCUGAAAAACCGUACUGUAAAUAUUCAGAAACAUUUAAAGAAACAUCGAAAUCUAGUAAUUUUUGGAAUUAUCAUGAUGAUAAUAAAAAUAGAGAAGAUGAUCGAUUAAAUAAUUUAGAUGACAGUCUAGAAGAAGGUGAACAAGGAGAAUUGAUUCUUGAUGACGGAAAAGAAGAUUCUUCAGGAAACUCACCUCCAACUAGUCCGAUUUGUAUUGAAAGUCCUAUUCAUAAAUCACCGUCUAAUAUAUCAGAGUUAAUUGAAGAAAAAGAAAUUACUUCGCCUGCCGAAGAAUCUCCAUCUCAUUCUGUUACUAGAGUAAAUUCAAAUAAUUCUAGGAGCCUAGUAAUUAAAAUUUGUGCAAAUAAAAAUUCACAAUUUUCUGUACAGACUCCUAAUGCUAAUGGAACUUACACGAAUAAUGAAGUUAAUGAUGACGAAGAUGAAGAUAUUGAGUCUAAUGAAGAAAAUGACAAAACUGGCGAUACAGAAGCAGAAAAAGAUACUUCAAUAAAUGAUCAAGGAAGUUACUCGGAUAGUGGGAGAUUAACUGUGGCUAUAUCUGAUUCUAAAUCUGAAGAAGAAAAAAUAAAAGAAACAUCUAUAAAUGUUGAUAAGCCUGUAGGAACGAAAAAAAUUGAUGAAAAUACGAUAGAACCGGCAAAUAUAGAAAAAACUGAAGUUCUAGCAACAACAGAACCAGUAAUAAAUCUUGGUGAACUUGCAGACAUAAAUGCAUUUUCCGAUUCUGUUGUAGAUGUAAAAAAUAAUCUACCAGAAACUUCAAUUUAUGACCUUAAAGAAACAGAAAAAAAAUUGGAAGUAAUACAAGCAGAUUCUGAUGGAAUUAUUUUAGCAACUAAUGAUGUAUCUAGUAUAGAUUUGAAUGUAGCAGGUACUUUAGACAGUAUGGAAAUUGAUGAUAUUUUAAAGAGAUGUAUCGAAGCUGCAAGUCCAACAUGUGUAUAUUGUAAUCACGCAAGACACAUAGCAGUACAUGGAAAACAGCUUGCUUUACAUAUGUUAGCGGAACAUCGAUUUCAACCUCAACAUCCAGCAAUUAUAAUUCAACAAGAACAAUUCAUUUCAAGAGUAAAAAAGUCUUUAGAUGAGCUGGAAUCUCAAUACUUCAAUUUAGAUAGCUAUGACACUAUCCGUGGAACUUACGAUGUACCUACGGUGAGGACGUAUGAGUGUUAUCUUUGUCGAAUUUAUUAUACCGUUUACAAAGAACUUUAUCUUCACAACAGAAAGAUGCAUCAGAAGACAAUUCUUAUUUGCAUAAUGUGUAAAUCAACCUUUUAUAAUCACAGUGAGCUUCUAUGUCAUCUUUGUCCUGGAGUUUAUGCGUCUAAUGUUAAUAUUCGAUAUCGUUGCUGUAUGUGUACAAUAGAAAGUCUUCCAUCAGCAUUUAGAUUAAUGGUUCAUUUAAGAAAACGACAUCAUGCUUGUGAUGUGUGUUUGGAAUCAACAGGGAAUCAACAAAAACUUUCAAACCAUGUUUGGAAACACAAACUUCAUCAUCUUUGUUACAGAUGUGGAAUUGCAUAUAGAAAUAAGCCUGAUAUUACUAAACAUCUCUUUUGGAAGCAUGGAACGGAGAGUGUUCUUUGUAAAAAAUGUCUACAGAAGAAAUGGCCACAUGUUUAUCAUUUUUGUAUACCUCCAAAUUCAUUUGUUUGCGAAGAAUGUGGAUCAACAUUUUCACGAGCUGUUGCAUUAAAAGUACAUAAAAGAUUACAUUCUGGAGAUCUUCCUUAUGGAUGUGCAGAAUGUUCAGAAAGAUUUAUAUCUAAAAAAUUAGCUAUUAAACAUGAAGAAAGCCAUAAACCACAGGCAGAAAUUCCUCUAGAAAUUCCAGAAAAUUUGCAAGAAUUAUCAGUUAAUAUUGAAUCCAAUACAGUUACUGAAGUAAGCGAAACUAUUGAAACAGAUAUUUUAAAUGAUCUAAAUGUUUCCAAAGAACCGAUUAAAAAGGUUGUAGACGUUUACGAUUUACCUCCUUUAAAUUUAUCUUCAGAUAGUGAUUCCGAUACUGAAGAAGAAGUACAGAAAAGAAAGAAAGAAAAUGAAGGAAAACCAAAAGACGGGAGUGAAAUAAAAGAUAAUGAUGAAAAAAAUGAUGGUAUUGAAGAGAAUUCUGAAGAAAUUGUUGAAGAAACUGUAGUAUCUGAAUUUAAUGAUAAUACACGCGAAAAUGAUGAAGAUAAUGAUGAACAGAAAAAAGAAGAAGUUGUAAUCAUGAACGGAAUCUGGAAUAAUUUUAAAUCUUAUAAGGCAAGUUUAGAGUCUAAAGAAUCUUUUGAAAAGAUUGAAGAAAACUCAAUAGCAAAAGAAGAACUUUUAAAACUUAUCAUAGCUGAGCAUGAUUAUUGUGUCAUUUAUACAAAUGACUUGAAAGAAAAAGAAACACCUGCAGAAUCACAAAAUAUUGAAACAAAAGAAACUGAAAGUUCUACAUUAAUUAAUUCUACAAAUAACAGUGAAAAUGAUACUAAAAAGAGAAUGAAAUCCGCAAAAAAAAAGAAACAACAAAAUGAUGGCAUCGGCAGUUCAUCUUCAAGUGAUUCUUCUAGUGAUAGUGAUUCAAGUAGUUGCUCCUGUGGUACUAAUUGCAGUUGUAGUAGUUCAUCUUCAGAAAGUUCCUCAUCUUCAAGUAGUAGUUCAGAUUCUGAUAGUUCGAUGUCCGAAAAUUCACCAAAAAAACAAUCAAUUACAAAAAAAAAUAGAAAAAAAGAACGAGAUGCUAAAAAAAACAAAAAUAAAGACGGAACAUCCGUUUUUCAAGAUGAUGUUCAAACUGAAAAUGAAGUAAGAUCAAAUGAAGAAGCACUUACUGAGUCUACUAUUUGUGUCAAUGAAGAAGUUGAAAAAACUGUUUCUGUUAAUAUAUCUCUUAAAGAGUCUGAUUUAGAAACGACAGAAACAGAAACUGAUGAGGAUUUUUAUGAUGAAUAUCCUCAACAGCAUGCUAACAAACUUUUAGCAGAAAAAAGAAAUCAAUUGAUGUUGUUAGCCGUUGUAGAUCCGCCUAUAGAUGAUUCAAAUUUUAAAUCUGCUUCAGAUGAUACUAAAAAUGGAAUUAUAGAGGCUUCUAAUCUUGAAACUAAUUCUCUAGCAACAUCAACACCUUCAUUGCCUUCUAAACAGAUUAAUAAGCGUAAAGUUAGAACUAAAAGACGAAAGAAAGGUGAUGAAGGCAGAGGAAGAGGAAGAGGACGGCCUCCUGGAUCUACAAAUAAACAACAACAGGCUACUGAGUCAAUUAAAUUAAACAUUCCAAAGUUUUUAUAUCAAAAUAAACCAACUUAUACAUCAUCUCCCAAUAUCAAUACUGCUCAAGUUAAUGACAAAGUUUAUUCUGCUAAUUAUCAAGUUACUCAGUCAAAUUCUAGUGCAAUUAAUCAAUCGAUGAGCUCCACAUUACUUGGAAAUGAAAAUAAAAGUAUAAAUAAUACUAAUGAAAGUAAAAGAUCUUCAAAAAGAAAACGAAUACCAAAAAAAUUUUAUGGGGAUUCAAGUGAUGAAGAACAACGGCAGUCUCACCAUGUGACUCAGAAGUGGAGAAAAGUUGAGAACCAAAUUCCAGUUAUCCCUUAUGUUCCAAAUAUUACAAUAAAACAGAAUUUCGGACCACCACCAUCUCCUAUGAUUCAACCUAAAAUUGAUUCUCCGCCGUCGAGUAUUCCUGAAUCAGCUUUAGCGCCUGCACCUUCUGUAACAGACUCUGAAGAACCAGUAGAUUCUAGUAGUGAUUCCAAUGUAUCUGAAAGUGAACAAGUAAUGAAUUCAACUCAAUCAAAUUUUCCAGAGAAUUAUUCUGCACCAUCAGGUCCAUCAGGUCCAUCAGCUCGAUCAACAAACCUCUAUUGUUUUUGUCAGUGUCCAUAUGAUGAAGUAUCAGAAAUGAUUGCAUGCGAUGGUGAAAAUUGCCAAAUCGAAUGGUUUCACUUUGAAUGUGUUGGAAUUAUGGUACCACCGAAAGGUAAAUGGUACUGCCCUAAUUGUAGAAUUAAAGAUUCCAGUUUACCGGAGAAUGAAUGCUAUGAAUAAUGUUCUCCAUCAAUAAGUAAUGAAUUUUAAUGAAAUCUAUAUGACUAAAGACAAUUCAAGAUGUUUCUUUUUUAUUUAGACAUGACUUGUGUCUUAAAAUAUUGUUCAUGAGUUCAGGAUUAUUAUAUUUGCAUCAUUUUGAUUAGUGCAAGAAAAAGUAUAAUAAUGAACAACAAAUAAAACGUACUGAUAUGCACAGUGAUUAUAUGUUUUAAUAAAAAUAAAUUCUUUCAGUAUAAGUAAAAAUGUUUGUAAAUAUGUGUAAAUAUUAAUGAUUUAAAUAGAGUUUAUUAUUCGACGAUAAUGAGUAAGUUUUGUCUCGUGUAAAAAAAUUAAAAUAGAAAAAAGAUAAUCCUUUUUCUUUCAUUUUCUUACUCAUUACAUUAAUUCAUAAAAAUGUCAAAAAAUAUUCAAUUGUUUUAAUUUAAAUAACUAAAUGAAUAUUUAUUACUUUCACACCUUCCCACACUGCUGGCAGUGUUUAUGCCUUCUUCAAAAUUAAUCCUCUCUAUUUGAUGCUUUUUUUUAUCUAUUUUAAUGUACAUAUAUAUAUAUAUAUAUAUAUUCUAUCUAUAUAAUUAGUAAACUUUUUUGUGGUAAUAGUUAAAAUAGCUAAACAAUGAAAGUUGUAAAAAAACUGCUACAAAAUAUAAUUGAUGAUUGUUUUACCUUUAAGCUGAUAUGAUUUUUAAAAGAUACAUCAAUAGUAAGAUGUCUGUAAAAGAUCUUGUAUAAUACUAAUAUUACGAGAAAUUUAAACAAAAAAUAAGCAUAAAAAAUAAUAUAACUAACUUGACGUAAAAGCAAAUACCCUUAAGUCUAUUUUUUUAAUAAAUUACUCUCACAAUGACAUCCAUUUUAUCAAUUCUUUUUAUUAAUAUUCAUAAUAAUAGUUGUUAACAAAAAUGUAAGGCCAACUUUUUGUUCAUCGUAUUUUUAAUUAUUUCUUGAAGUUGAAUAUAAAAAUAAUACAAGUAUAUCUUCUGUAUUGAAGAUACAAAUUAAUAAACAGCCUAAAUUAUC